Molecule: messenger RNA, 6528 nt
Organism: Priapulus caudatus
Lineage: Eukaryota; Metazoa; Priapulida; Priapulimorpha; Priapulimorphida; Priapulidae
Product: manganese-transporting ATPase 13A1-like
Exons: 23
Coding region: 143-3313 (1056 amino acids)
Biological process (GO): intracellular calcium ion homeostasis
Cellular component (GO): endoplasmic reticulum membrane
Molecular function (GO): ATP hydrolysis activity; ATP binding; P-type ion transporter activity
Source: RefSeq, a predicted model, not a curated record
UUUUUAAUUUAAUUUUCAGGAGAUUGAUGCAGCUAAAGCUUCUGUAGGGCAGGUUAAUCCAACACCAAACAAUGGUUUCCCGGAACUGGUGGUGCUGCAUCAUGAAUGGGACAUUUCUCAAAAAAAGCCAAACACCUGGUUCAUGUUCCAAAAGAUGAAAUAUGUCUAUGACUGGGAGGAGAAGAAGCAGUUUCGUGCUGUCGAAUUUCCUGUUGCUAACCGAAUAAAAGAUUACCUUGAUUGGAAGGGUUACCAGCAUGAAUCAGAGACAGAAGAUGCAAAGCGCAAAUAUGGCGACAACAAACUAGAUAUGAUUGUGCCAGAGUUUGCUGAGCUGUUCAGGGAACGUGCGACGGCUCCGUUUUUCGUCUUUCAAGUGUUCUGCGUUGGGCUCUGGUGUCUGGAUGACUACUGGUACUACUCACUGUUCACGUUAUUGAUGCUUGUGGCAUUUGAAGCAACGUUGGUGCAGCAGCAGCUGCGCAACCUUAGGGAGAUUAGAAACAUGGGCAACAAACCACACUCAAUACAGGUGUACAGAAAUAGAAAAUGGAGACCAGUAAUGAGCAAUGAGCUUGUUCCCGGUGACAUCGUCUCUGUUGGUCGUUCUCAGAAUGAGAAUUUGGUUCCCUGUGAUAUGCUGUUGCUGAGAGGUCCUUGUAUUGUGGAUGAAUCCAUGCUGACGGGAGAAUCUGUUCCUCAAAUGAAGGAAGCAGUUGAAGUUCUUGACAAAGAUAAAGUGUUGGAUAUUGAAUCUGAUGGCCGGUUGCACAUUCUAUUCGGGGGAACUAUGGUAGUGCAGCAUACACCACCAGCUAAGACAGCUCCUGGCAUGAAAGCACCGGACAGUGGCUGCAUUGCUUAUGUGCUACGCACGUCCUUCAACACGUCUCAGGGUCGGCUGCUGCGCACUAUCAUGUUCGGAGUGCGUCGCGUCACGGCCAACAACUUGGAGACAUUCGCAUUCAUUCUGUUCCUGCUUGUGUUUGCAAUUGCUGCAGCCAGUUAUGUCUGGAUUGAAGGUUGCAAGGAUGAAACCCGUAAUCGCUAUAAGCUGUUUCUGGAGUGCACGCUGAUUCUGACGUCAGUGGUGCCGCCUGAGCUACCAAUUGAGCUCUCCUUGGCUGUCAACACUUCACUGCUGGCACUCACAAAGUUAGGUGUUUACUGCACGGAGCCUUUCCGCAUCCCGUUCGCUGGCAAGGUGGAGAUCUGCUGCUUCGACAAAACGGGUACACUCACCAGUGACAACCUGGUGGUGGAGGGAGUUGCCGGCAUUCCGGACAGGGAGAAGAUGUGCAGCGUGGCUGACUUACCAGCGGAGACCGUGCAGGUGCUGGCCACCUGCCAUUCUCUCGCACAGCUUGAUGAUGGGCUGGUAGGAGACCCGCUGGAGAAAGCUACCCUCACGGCUAUCGAAUGGAAUGUUAGCAAAGGUGAUUCCGUUCAUCCAAAGAAAGGGAAAUCCAUGGGUUUAAAGAUAGUCCACCGCAAUCAUUUCUCCAGUGCAAUGAAGCGCAUGUCUGUUGUUGCUGCUUGCACACAAGUGGGCACGACAGACACCUUGUACAUCUCCACAGUAAAGGGUGCACCAGAGGUUCUCCGAUCUAUGUUUACUGAGGUACCAAGCCACUACGAUGAUGUUUACUUGGAGAUGUCCCGGCAGGGGGCCAGAGUUCUUGCAUUGGGACAUAAAGUGCUGGGAAAUCUCACAUCUCAGCAGCUCAGAGAGCUGACAAGGGAGGACGUGGAGAAUCGACUCACCUUCGUCGGCUUCGUGAUCAUUUCUUGUCCUCUGAAGGGCGACUCCAAGGUUAUCAUCAAGGAGAUAAUGCAUGCGUCCCAUCACGUUGUCAUGAUCACGGGUGACAACCCAUUGACUGCAUGUCAUGUAGCAAGAGAGCUACGCUUCACCAGAAAGGAUGCCACUCUCAUUCUAACGUCUCCAAAAGAGAAGGAAGCAGAAGAACUCGGUGAAGAAGGGUUGUGGAAAUGGCUAUCUGUGGAUGAAAAAGUAGCCUUUCAAGUGGUGCCUGAUCUGGGAUAUCGGGAAUUAAUAAACAACUAUGAUCUGUGCUUAACCGGGGAGGGCCUAACAUACCUGAGCAACCAGCAUAGGAGCUUCCUUCAGCGCAUCCUUCCCUAUGUGCGUGUGUAUGCGCGUGUGGCACCGAAGCAAAAGGAAACAGUCAUCACAGCGAUGAAGGCUCUUGGCUUUAUCACACUCAUGUGUGGUGAUGGCACGAAUGACGUUGGAGCGCUGAAGCAUGCUGAAGUUGGAGUCGCACUACUCUCACACGCACCUCAGCAACGGAAGGACAAGCCAAAGACGAAAGAAGCCAGUCAGGCAGCCAUUCCCGCUGCAAGCAUGGAAAACAACACGACUAAUGACAAGCUAGUGCAGCUUGCGGCCAAGGGAAGAGUCGGCAAUAGACAGCAGCUACAUAAGGGCCGGCCACCACAGAGUAGGGCUGAAAGAAAUGCAGACAUGCAGAAGAAGCUUAAUAACAUGUUAAGGGAACUGGAGGAGCAAGAGCAGGCACAGGUAGUGAAGCUAGGUGACGCAAGUAUCGCUGCCCCAUUUACAGCUCGUCUGUCCUCCAUACAGUGUAUCUGUCACGUGAUCAAGCAAGGACGCUGCACACUAGUGACAACACUACAGAUGUUUAAGAUUCUUGCGCUGAAUGCCCUCAUUUUGGCAUACAGCCAAUCUGUACUCUAUCUGGAUGGCAUAAAGUUCUCAGACUCGCAGGCAACCAUGCAGGGCCUCCUCCUAGCAGGCUGUUUUCUCUUCAUAUCUAGGUCGAAGCCCUUGAAUACACUGUCAAGAAGUCGUCCACUGCCAAACAUAUUCAACUUGUACACAUUCCUGACAGUUCUGCUGCAGUUUGCCGUACACUUUGGUUGCCUGGCAUAUUUGGUACGGGAGGCGAAAGCACGCUCUCCUGGCAGGCCUGAAUCCAUAGAUCUUGAAGCAGAAUUCGCACCAGAUCUUCUCAACAGUACAGUCUACAUUAUCUCAAUGUUUCUUCAAGUAUCCACGUUCGCAACAAACUACAAAGGUCACCCAUUCAUGGAGAGCCUAUGGGAAAAUAAGCCUCUUCUCUACAGUCUACUGAUCUCGGGCAGUGCUGUAGUUGCUUUAGCUGCAAACAUGAUGCCUGCCUUUUCCCGCCAAUUCGAAAUUGAGGAGUUUCCGGCAGAUUUCCGGCAAAUCCUGCUGCUAGUGUUGGCCAUUGAUCUCACACUCGCCUAUGUCAUCGAUAGGACACUUCAGUGGAUAUUCGGAGAUGCAAGUUUGCGGCACGAGUAGAGGGCACUGUAAUGGAUGUUCAGAGAUGUGCAGUGUUGUGCUACUAAUGGAUGGCAUUGCAGUGGAUAUUCCGAGAUGCAAAGUUGUGCUACUGAUAGAUAUGGCAAUGCCGUGGAUAUUCCGAGAUGCAAAGUUGUGCUGCGAAUAGAGGGUGCUGCAGGGCUGCGACUUUCGUCCUCUGAAGUUACGCAUGGAAUAAAAGAAAUGAAGUGGUUAUUCUGGAAUGCGAAGCUGCAACUGGUGUCCAUGGUGCUGCAGUGGACAUCCCAGAAUGUGAUGCUGAAAGACCCUAACAGUAACAGUGGAUAUUCAAGGAGACACGAAAGUGCUACAGUAGUAGAGGGCACUGCAAUCAGUGUUCCAAUGGACACUAUAGGCUGCUAGACCAGAAGAGGGUUUCUUUUAGAGAAUAUUUAUAGAUGUAAAGCAAUGAUAGACGUAGUGGGCACGGCAAGGUGACCUCGCACACACGAUAAACGGCCGGUCGGGAGACGAUUGAUGGCAGUAGGUGUUCGUUACAGUCAGGCAGUGUUCAUCACAGACAGGGGAAGUUUGAUGGCAGUAUACGCUAGGUGAUCAUUACAGUCAGGAGGUGAUCAAUGACAGGAGCUGUUGAUUAUCACAUUGAAGAUUGAUGAAGGGUUUGUUAUUCACUGCUGUACUUGAGGAGAACAUUAAAACAAUGUUUUAGAGCCUCCGCGGCAUAGGUAGAUGAGCGUGUCUUCACUCUGCUCACUACAUCUUUGUGCCAGGCAUCAGGAAUGGAUUGAAUGUGAUGCACGAUGACUUGAAACUACUAGACGAAAGUUUACCGUGGAUCAGUAAUUCGGUGUGUGUUCACUGGAAAAGCUCAUGUCAUCGUGACGCUAGGCCAAUUAAAGCAUAGCCUUUGUUAGACAGCUACUACCACCAGGCAGUUCGUGUGGGCUUUCAGCGAUGCUUUGUAUCUACUGUAUAAUAAGCUUUGUCCAAAUGGAUAACUAUUGGACUUUUAACUAUCAGAUAGUUAAAAGUCCAAUAGUUGUCAAAUGAUUGUACUUAUGUUAGAUGUGUAUUCAUAGAUAAUCUAUAAAUACACGUGACAUCUGACAUAAGUACAAUCAUAAAUCCAUCCCUUUGUCCAAUUUCUCCUCACAAAUCUUUCCCUUUUCUUCGGAGACCACCUCAACGGCUACACCUCUGUCUGUCUCGGACCUAACAAGUAUACCUAUUUCCAAAGCAACCUCUCGCUGCAUCAUAUAACAACACGUUCGAUUCUCCUCUCGCUAAAUAAGUCCCCCCCCCCCAAUAACUUCAUCGUCUUUAGCCUUCCUAACAAGUCACACUUUCGCCUUUUCCUCAGAAACCUGUUUCCAUUAAGUUAUUUGCUGCAUAAUGGCAUUAACUGUCACAGUAAGUUUCAGGUACUACAUUUAAAGGCAGAUCUAUAUAUCUAAAUGAGUAAUAUCUGCAAACUCGGAUAUAUGAAUAUAUAGCACAGAAUGACGAUGCCAAAUGUAACGUUGAAUUAGAAUUCGAUGUAGAAAUAAUGAAGAAGAAAUCCAAACUUGUGUUUUAAACUGCAUAAACUUUCAUAUCUGCUCACGUCACAUCUCCUUGCACACAGAGACAAAAUAACGCUCGCACACAGUGUGUCCAUCUUGCACAAAGAGACGAAAGAAACGAGCACACGCGCGUAAGCGCGUGUGCUUACUUUUGCGAUCACAACCAGACUCCCCUCCACUCCUACCUCUCUCUCCCCAAAACCCCGCCAUGUCUACACUCGAUCUGCACCCCUAUUUCACAAUGACUCAAGAAUCUGCCUAACGUAAAACACGCUUAUCCAAUUCCCUGUAACAUCAAUGCGGCCACACAAAAUGCGCGACGCUGUGUCUAGAUAGACUACUAAAACAAGCCCUAGUCUAACUCCACUGACUACUCUAUGUAAACAUCUGUAAAACAUAUGUUACAGUAUAUAUAUUAUUUUCUCAUUCAUUCUUUAUAUUUUGCAGUUUUAUACUGUCAGUUCAUCACUGCCUGGCUGGUUGACAUACAGACCCGAUAUUAAACAAUUGGCAUAAAUAUUGGUAUUAUUAAAAAACACAAUUUUUAAUUGUGGCAUUUAGAUAUCUUGUAUAGGUGAAAUUAUUUCUAACGUGCGGCUGUUUAAGUGGCAUAAUUUGAUUUCGUCAUCUCUGUCAUAUUGUGUGAAUGGUAUUUACAGCGUCUUGUCCUACACUGUCAUGGCCGUGUAAGGCAGAAUUGAACGUAUUCGUUGGAUCUUGAUCGCACACAUAAUGAGGUGUAUUCUAAAAAAAAAAUUAUCCAUAAUGCGGGAGGUUGUGGGAUGGAUGGUGAAACUGAAUUCCUGAAUUUUUAUUUUCUGUGGUUAAAUGUUUGGUUUCCCAGUCGAGCUAGCAUAGCUAGUGCAUUACCAACUCAUUAUAAAAUACGCAUGCUCGCGCGCACGCACACGAACGAACGCACACACGCACUCGCGCAAAAAAACACGUAGGCCGGGCGGCCCAGGCCUACACACAAAAACGUAGACACUUACAUUCGCACGCACGUGAUCAGUUGUAUCUCGUACACGUGUGAUGAUCAGUUAUAUCUCGUACACGUUUUGCAGAUAUAAUGAACGCUAGUUAUGAUAAUCGUUGGUCCACCAGAUAAAGUACUCUAACUCAGUCUUUGCAAAAAGACAAACUUUGUGUCCGCAUCUAUAAUCUAUAUGAAUAGCGGCAUAACUGGCUCGUCGGCAAAUGCAUUUUGUUAGCUUCGACCAUAACAUACAACUUGGUGAAUAAUCGGAAUACCAUAUUCCUCAUUUCAAAUUUGAUAUGAAAUGGUGGUUAGACAUCACAGCCGGCCUCGUCAGAUUAUUAUGCAAAAACUAUUCUAAUAUUACGUCUUAUCGGAAAUACGUAAAACAUUGUUAUAUAUUCCACGGGAAAGCCUAUGCUCCGAGAACGGUCGCUUAAUUACAGCUGCAAGUGGCAGACGUGGUGUGUGUGCACCCCCGCCCGGCCGGGUUGCUAAUGCUGAUUCGGGUGAAGAUUUCUAAUGGUGAAUGUCUAUGUGUGGUAGGAGCGAAUUAGGUUAUCAAGCAAAAGUCAGUGAGUGGGAGAGACUGUGGUGAUAAUUAUGAUGGUGUGGUGAUCUUUUAACUACGAAAUGAGUGUGUGUCAUGUCGUUACUGCUACGUUGUAAAUAAAUGAUUCGAACUGUUAACACGA